CGUCCCUCUGCAGUUCCCAGCCCUGAGAGCAUGGCUUGGAAGGAACAGGGCACAAGCCCACCCUCGUGUUUCAUCCAGCGCCUGGACCACCUUGUGCUGACUGUGAAGAGCAUUGAGGACACUGUGGCCUUCUAUUCCAAAGUCCUGGGCAUGGAGGUGGUGACGUUCAAGGGGAAUCGCAAAGCUUUGCGCUUUGGCCAGCAGAAGUUCAACCUGCACCAGGCUGGGCAGGAGUUUGAGCCCAAGGCUCGGCGCCCCGCGCCCGGCUCUGCGGAUUUUUGCCUGAUCGCAGCAGUGCCCCUGGAGCAGCUGCUGGAGCACCUGAAGGCCUGUGGGGUGGCCAUUGAAGAAGGUCCUGUGGCCAGAACUGGUGCUGUGGGUCCAAUAACCUCCAUCUACUUCCGAGACCCCGACGAGAACCUGGUUGAGGUUUCCAGGUACUGCACGGAUGAGGCUGCAGGCACGGAGGGGCAGCCCUGACCACAGCCCAUGCUCUGCCUGGGUCCCAGCAGGACAUGGGGUGCAGAGGCCAGGUUUGGCUGGCCCAUUUGAAUGUCCAAGCUUUAAUUGUGUAAACCUGGGACACACCUCAAAUCAUAGCCACAAAAUAGGGCUGUGAGGACCUACUUUGGGAGUUUUCCCAAGGCAGCCUGCUCUGCUCUGCUCUGCUCUGGGUGUGAAUCCUGCUUUUAUACAUCUGCAUCAUGGAGAUUUCAUGGCCUGCUGGGAAGAUCUGUCCUGCUGCUGCUGCAUUGCAAUUGCUGGGACACCUUCCCUAAUUCCUGCUAUCCCUUUUGCUACACUGUCCACCUGUCACUCCUCUCCUCUCCAGAGUCACUUUUCCACAGUUGGAAAUUUAUGUCUCCCUUCCUCUCA
Messenger RNA from Passer montanus (Eurasian tree sparrow), 876 nucleotides. RefSeq names its product glyoxalase domain containing 5 (gene GLOD5). The record is from RefSeq and is a predicted model, not a curated record. NCBI's taxonomy places the organism in Eukaryota, Metazoa, Chordata, Aves, Passeriformes, Passeridae. The coding region runs from base 31 to 480 and encodes 149 amino acids. The transcript has 4 exons.